AUGAACGCCGGCGCGUCCUAUACCUUGCUCGGCAUGACGGAGAGGUUGUGCAUGAAUCUCGGGCUCCAUGUUGAAUCCACCCAGUACUCGGGAAAUCAGCAGGAUGUCCGGAGGAGGAUCUGGUGGGCUAUGGCCUUCCAGAACAGUCAUUUUUCGCUCGCAUAUGACCGUCCAUCGAUCACGAUGGUCAGUCAACCGGAGAUUCCCUUCCAUCGGAAGUCCAUGCCCGGGUAUCGAUCCUAUUUUGAAACAUUAUGCCGUGUAAUCCAAUUGUCCCUCGACGUGCUGCGGGGACGGAUGACGCCACCCCAUCCACGGGGGAAGUACCAUGAGAUCCGUGAAUAUCAACAACGGAUGCAGCGGAUCCUCGGGGAAGCGGUGCCUCAUCUUCGUCAUCGCGAGAAGUGUACGACUCUUGCGGAUCAUAUCGAGCGGUCGGAACUGCAGCUCCACUCAUCGUAUGUCAUCUCCGUGCUGUGCCGAUCGGCGUUAGACUCUUCCACCUCACAUCUGCAGUCGGAACGGCAGGUGGCGAUCCGGGAGGAUUGUAUUGCGAGCUUGAUCAGCACGAUCGAAGCGUUCGUAGAGCUGCACUCGAUCAACACACAUUGUUCGCGGUCGUGGAUCAGUCUGCAGCGGACCAUCGCAUCGGCCUUUCUGCUGGUGGCCAACGAGCACGGCCAAUCGCAUCCCCGAACCUGGGGCCUGAUCGAGCAACUGCAAGCAGUGCUGACGGACCACAUCAGCGGCGCGGGGGCCCCGAGCGCCGGCGGGACCACGUUGACGACGGCGAACCACCUCACCUCGUCCCUCCAGGCACUAGGGAAGGUCAGCGCGGCCUUCCGGGCAGGGAAGAUGAAGGGUUCAUCUUCGGCGGUGUCGACGUCCACGGCGGCUCCUGGAGCCCCCGUGGUUGCUGCUAUGGGACCUCCUCCUACCAACAGUCAGGGUGUCCUGCUUCCUUCACCGCCAUCGACGGAGGACAAUCCGGCGACGGCAACGUCCGCGUCGACGGCACCGUAUUCCGUGGCGGGGAGGAGUUCGAUUGCGAGCGCGAAUACCGAAGGCAGCAGCCGGUCGGAUUGGGACAUGCAGAAUAUCCUGGGGCGGGUAUCGGAGGUGAUGUUGUUUCCGCGGUUGGAUCAGGAGUAG
This is a messenger RNA of Monascus purpureus, 1152 nucleotides long. NCBI's taxonomy places the organism in Eukaryota, Fungi, Ascomycota, Eurotiomycetes, Eurotiales, Aspergillaceae. The record is from the annotation of a GenBank genome assembly.